Molecule: messenger RNA, 2745 nt
Organism: Penicillium macrosclerotiorum
Lineage: Eukaryota; Fungi; Ascomycota; Eurotiomycetes; Eurotiales; Aspergillaceae
Gene: pmt1
Product: protein mannosyltransferase 1
Exons: 6
Coding region: 1-2745 (914 amino acids)
Biological process (GO): protein O-linked glycosylation via mannose
Cellular component (GO): endoplasmic reticulum; membrane
Molecular function (GO): dolichyl-phosphate-mannose-protein mannosyltransferase activity
Source: RefSeq, a predicted model, not a curated record
AUGGGCCAGAAAUCAAAGGAUACUCUGGCUGUGCGGCCUCAGAGUCGAGGCCGGCGCUCUCGCAGUCGCUCACCGAAUCCGAAGGGAAACAAGCCCGCUAAGAUCGCGAGCUACGCUUCCGAGGGUGUGCGGGACAAUGACAUCCUCAAUUUGCCCGCCUCCGACUAUAAGCUGCUAGUGCUGGUAACGCUUAUUGCGGCGGCUGUCCGCCUCUUUCGCAUUUACCAACCGAGCAGCGUUGUUUUUGAUGAAGUCCACUUCGGUGGCUUUGCGACAAAAUAUAUCAAAGGAAAGUUCUUUAUGGACGUUCAUCCGCCACUUGCAAAGCUCUUGAUUACGCUGGCUGGCUGGCUGGCCGGCUUCAACGGUGAUUUCGACUUCAAGGACAUUGGCAAGGAUUAUAUCGAACCUGGGGUCCCAUAUGUGGCGAUGCGCAUGCUACCUGCUAUUCUUGGUGUUCUCACCGUUUCAUUGAUGUUCUUGACACUCAAGGCUACUGGAUGCCGAACUUCGACCGCAGUCAUGGGAGCGGGCGUCGUGAUCUUCGAUAAUGCGCUGACUACUCAGUCGCGUCUGAUUCUUUUGGACUCCCCACUGGUCUUUUUCACCGCUCUCACUGCUUUGUCGUUCAGCUGCUUCAGCAAUCAACAGGAAUUAGGCCCUGCUUCUGCUUUCAAGGGCCCCUGGUGGUUCUGGUUAGUUGCUACAGGUAUCUCACUCGGUGCUACGCUGAGUGUUAAAUGGGUUGGGCUUUUCACCAUGGCUUGGGUUGGAUCCCUGACCCUUCUCCAGUUGUGGGUGGUUCUUGGCGACCCGAAGACCGUUACGCCCCGCCUCUGGUUCAAGCACUUCUUCUCGCGGGUCUUCUGCUUGAUCAUAAUUCCUCUUGCUUUCUACAUGGCUAUGUUUGCCAUCCAUUUUGUUUGCUUGGCCAAUCCAGGAGAAGGCGAUGGCUUCAUGUCUUCGGAGUUCCAGGCCACCUUGAAUUCCAAGUCCAUGCAGGAUGUCCCUGCUGAUGUUUCUUUCGGAUCACGAAUUAGCCUUCGUCACCACAACACACAGGGAGGCUAUUUACAUUCGCACAACCACAUGUAUCCCACCGGCAGCAAGCAGCAACAGAUCACUCUCUAUCCUCACAAGGAUGAGAACAACGUCUUUAUCAUGGAGAACCAGACCCAGCCAUUGGGCCCUUACGGCGAAGUUGAGGGCCCCUAUGCUUGGGACAACAUCACUACCAGCUUUAUCGAGGACGGUGCCGUCAUCCGACUGUACCACACAAUCACGAACCGCCGAGUUCACUCGCACGAUGAGCGUCCGCCUGUGACCGAAGCCGACUGGCAAUUUGAGGUCUCGGCAUAUGGAUACGAAGGCUUUCCCGGUGAUGCUAAUGAUCUCUUUAAGAUCGAGAUUGUCAAGUCCCUGUCUGACGGCGACGAGGCCAAGAAGCGCUUGCGUACCAUUCAGACUAAGUUCAAGCUUGUCCAUGUCAUGACUGGCUGUGUUCUGUUCUCACACAAGGUCAAGCUUCCGGACUGGGGGUAUGAGCAACAGGAGGUCACUUGUGCUCGUGGCGGAACUCUCCCCAACAGUGUCUGGUACAUUGAGUCCAAUGGUCACCCUAUGAUGCCCGCGGAUGCUGAGAAAGUCAACUACCGUAACCCUGGCUUCUUGGGUAAGUUCUGGGAGCUCCAGAAGGUCAUGUGGACUACCAACGCGGGCUUGGUUGAGUCGCACGCUUGGGACUCUCGCCCUCCGUCGUGGCCGACCCUCCUUCGUGGCAUCAACUUCUGGGGCAAGGACAACCGCCAGGUGUAUCUGCUUGGAAACCCACUCAUAUGGUGGUCAUCUACCGCAGCUAUUGGUAUCUAUUUCAUCUUUAAGGCGAUCGCUAUUAUUCGUUGGCAGCGGAGUUGCAAUGACUACCGCCACGUCUCAUUCAAGCGCUUUGACUACGAAGUGGGCACCAGUGUUUUGGGCUGGCUCUUCCAUUACUUCCCGUUCUACCUGAUGGCUCGCCAGCUUUUCUUGCACCACUACCUUCCUGCUCUCUACUUUGCCAUCAUGGUGUUCUGCCAAGAGUUUGAUUUUGUCACGAACCGGGUCAAGAGCCUGGGACUGGCGUCUAAGCCGGCUAUUGGCAAGGCUCUGAUGGCCGGAUUCCUGGUUCUCAGCGUCGCCGUGUUCGCCCUUUACUCUCCACUGAUUUACGGCAAUCCCUGGACGCAGGAUGCGUGCCAAAGAGUGAAGCUUCUGAGCACUUGGGAUUUCGAUUGCAACACCUUUCACACCGACCUGAGCCAAUACGUUACCGAUGUCGACCACUUCAUGAAAGUCUCUCCCACCUCGUCUGCCCAUGUCUCCGAAGCCGCCGCUGCUCAGGUUCAGGAACCGCCUAAGCUUUCGGGCUCUGUGGCUCGCGUCGAGUAUCGCGACCAACACGGCAACGUUCUCGAUGAGAGCCUUGUAUCUUCGCUCCGCGCAGAGGGCAAGGUCAAGUUUGAGACCCGGUACGAAUCCCGAUCGAAACUUGGCGAGAAUGCGCAGGAAAUUCCGAUCGUGAACGGCCAACUUGCGCCUCCACAUCCGGAUGUCGAGGGUCAGAACCCCGAGACCGCCAGUGCUCCCGGGGACUCGGUACCACCUGAGAAGCCCGCCUCUGUGGCACAGGGAAAUGAGCAAUCAACUGAGAGCCCCAACUCGCCUGAGGCGAAGCCUGCAAGCGAAGGCAAUGAAGCUACCAAAUAA